Messenger RNA from Pomacea canaliculata, 2613 nucleotides. Its product is annotated as interleukin-1 receptor-associated kinase 1-binding protein 1-like. The record is from RefSeq and is a predicted model, not a curated record. Gene Ontology annotation, biological process: canonical NF-kappaB signal transduction; immune response. The transcript is spliced from 3 exons. Lineage: Eukaryota; Metazoa; Mollusca; Gastropoda; Architaenioglossa; Ampullariidae. The coding region runs from base 77 to 814 and encodes 245 amino acids.
UAUUUGUGGCUUGAUCGUGUCAUAACCUGACACAGCUAUGGCGGUGAUUUUAAUGUAGAGAUCUCCUACGUACACAAUGGAUCCUUCUUUUAGACCUGCCCAAGUGUAUGCUGGCAUCAAAACAAUCAACAAAUUGCAGAAUGACAUACCAGAAGAUGGAGGCAAAAUUAUUACUGCUCGUGAUAGACAGAUACAGGUUACCGGGGUUGGUGAAGUUUCGGUUCCCCCCGAUCGUUUCUCCAUAACAAUCAAAGUAUCAUCCUUAAAGAAUAGUGCAGAUGAUGCCAAAAACAGUGUGAAAAGACGGUUAGACUACAUACAACAAACACUUGAAAAUCAUCAUGUUAAGGAUUCUGAUAUUCAGCAGUACAAGCACAUGAAGCGUGUUGAAUCCAAGGUUGUCUUUGAUGCAGAACUGCAUGUAGAGUUUUCGGAUCUUCAGCUCUGCCAGGCAGUGGCCAACCUUUUAGUGGAAAAGCUGGACAGCAAUGUUUCAGUCAGUCUUCCAGAAUGUUUCCACUCAAAGAGUAGUCUACAAAUUGCCAGGAAGAAAUGUGCCCUGCUGGCAAUUCAUAAUGCUAAAGAGAAAGCCAAGGAAAUGGCCAGAUUUGUCCACCUCAUAGUGGGGCGUCCGCUUAGCAUCAGUGAAACAGAUACAAAAGAGAACGAGAAUGACAAGACAGAGGAAGCACUGGAGUUGGACCACUUCCUGGCCAUCCAAAACAAGCUGGAAAGUGCUACAAUUAACAUCAGCAGCCGUGUGAUAAUGUGCUUUGAGUUAAAGUCAAAAGGGAAACUUAAGCCAAAAUUCUAGAUUGGUUUGUUAUUAAGAGGAAAGAUAUUUAUUUGUUUAUGGGCUUAGUAAUCAGUUGCUUACUUCUCAUAGGUUGUAGAUAUUGGUAUCAAGAAGCUCAUAAAAAGAGGUCAUUUCUGGAGGGAAUAUUGAUUUAAUUUCAUAAAUGUUAAUAAGAUUUGUCAACCAGGCAUAUGCAAAGCAAAAGUGUGGUCCAGCUGGAGUUACCAAGAUGAUAAAUGGUGGGUCAUGGAUUCAGAUCUUGCUUUUUAGGCAAUUUUUGUCCUGAUAUGAUAAUUAUUUACACUUCUUGAUGAGCAUACUGUGAUAUUAGUUAUUAAAUUGUAGACUAUGAGUUUUCACAAACCAUAAAAGUGCCACACAAAGGUAAAGUAUCUUACUGAGCAAUGUUAAAUUAUAUAUUGGAAAUUUUACAGGAGUUCUUGUAUGGUGGAUGUAUUUGUAUGGUGGAUGACAUUUCUGCUGUUUAAUGCUGGACUGUGUACAGAACAGAAAAAAGUCAGUGUUUUCCUGCCUAGGAUACCUGCAAAAAAAUAGGGUUCAGGAAAGAAUGCUACUGAAAAAGAGAUAGACACUACCCUCAAAAAAAAAAAAACAACACAGAAUGAAGGCUCUUGACGACUCAUUUCCCAUAAUGGCCAUAAAGAUUAGACUAUUUCCUUCUUGUAAACCAAAAAUUUUACAUCUGCUUGCUGUAGGGAAUCAUACCCUUUGUGAAUGCUGUGUAAAUGCCACAGUCAAAUGCCAACAAUUUGGUUUAUAAUGAAAAAAAUCUCAACCCCAUUAAAGGGACAUAUCCAAAGGUCCUGCUUUUAUUUGUGUUGUACGAGGACAGAAGAAUGAUAAUAUUUGUGGGUUUUCCCCUCUUAUAUUAAAAAAGUUGAACCAUCCAUAUCCAUCUCUAAAGCUCAUCUUGUAUAUCACACUGCUAUAUUAAGGGCCAAUUGUAUGUUUUGGCUAAUAAUCGCUGCACAUUUUAGGUGGACUCCUUGAGCAAAUUACAAGACUUUCCAGAGGCAAAGCGUGUGGAUUUCAUGUUGCGCCUCUAUCCCACUUACCAGCGAAUAACUCGCUUAUUAAGCGCAAAAUGUCGGCUUUCACAUCGGAAUUAUCAGCGAAUAAGUCGGCCCUAUUGCGUGGUAUGUUAUGGGCAGGGGUGACCCACCUUUAAACGGCUAUUAAGCGCAGAAAAAUGGCGACUGUAGUAGCUGUGCUCUUGCUAAACAGGCGAAAUCUUUGUCGAAACAGAAUAUUAAGGGACAAUUAUAUCGUUACAAUGAUGUAGAAGUGUACAAGAAAUUUAGAUUUCGUGGAGUUGAUAAAAUGUCUACUGUGUAGGAGGUAAGAGGUGAAUUGGAAAAUGUCGAAUCGAGGGAACAACGUUUCCUCAAGCAUACGAGUAUGCGUUGCACUUCGCAACGGGAUCAUUUUUAUGUGUGUGUGCGCGGCGAUUUGGUCGGAGUUUCCGAAGAGAAAUGUCACAAGGUUAGAAGAGUGACUAAAGCGCUACUUUACGACAUGCUCGACGAUGGCUCGUCUUUCCCGUCCAGCGAGAGGUCGACAGAAAGGCAAGUUCUAUGCCAGCGGUGGUUUUUCCUGAGUGUUGUUGGAUGCAACGACGGGACGCUGAUUUUUUUCCUAAACGUCCCAGUGAAGGGAAAAACUUCGGAAGCGUGACGGUCUCUUUGAGGCAAUCCAGGGUCACAUGAGUAACAUUGAUACUACACUAGAAAUAGUGCAUUUAUACACUUUUCGGGCUCAGUCCCUUCUUCUACAGACCCUUUUACACGUCAGAGAUU